Messenger RNA from Drosophila eugracilis, 4484 nucleotides. RefSeq names its product tectonin beta-propeller repeat-containing protein (gene Pex23). Gene Ontology annotation, molecular function: carbohydrate binding. Gene Ontology annotation, cellular component: membrane. NCBI's taxonomy places the organism in Eukaryota, Metazoa, Arthropoda, Insecta, Diptera, Drosophilidae. The transcript is spliced from 6 exons. Bases 108 to 4154 code for a protein of 1348 amino acids. The record is from RefSeq and is a predicted model, not a curated record.
GCCAUCGUUGGCUAGACAAUCUUCAGAAAAAUCAAUUUUUCUGUUUGGAUUAUAAAAACGAUGACAUACGAAAAGAGGAUCCCCUAUCUAUAGUAAACGGGGACAGCAUGCCGAGCUCUUAUUUGUUUGCCGCCAGCAGCGAAGGACGUGUCUACACGCUGUCCACCAGCUCGGGAGCCUGGCGUGAACUUCCCUACCUGGGAUUGGAGUUCAAGAAGAUUUGCGCUGUCCCUAAUUUCUUGUGGGCCAUCGGCGGUGACCGUCAGGUAUACGUCCACGUUCACGGACUGGACGUUCCAAUACGAAUACGGGAGGAGUCGUACGAAAAUGAGCGCUGGCUUCCCAUCGAGGGAUUCUCGAAGACGCUGCUGCCUACGGACAGGUACAGAUACUCCUCCGCCGAUGGCAGUGUGGAGCGCGGUGUUGAUAAAAUACGGCUGCCUUCGAUGGCUUGGCAGUGGGACGGUGACUGGCAUCUGGACCUGGAGCUUGAUGGGCAGCAACUUCCCGAGGAUGGCUGGAUGUAUGCACUGGACUUUCCUGCUACGUAUUCGGCAAAAAAAUCCUGGAACUCCUAUGUGCGACGACGUAAGUGGGUUAGGUAUCGCAGGUAUGCCGCUUUAAAUAGCUGGUGUGCCGUGGCUCCACUACACAAGGAUCCCACUCAGGAACCAUUCAUCGACGUAGCAAUUGGCGGCACCUGUGUGCCCAACGCCCCUGCUGGCACAUUGUGUGUCUGGGCUAUCACAGCCCACGGAAGGGCAAUGUUCCGUACGGGGGUGUCGAAAACAGCACCCGAGGGACUCCGAUGGACGGCCGUGCCCACACCAACUGGCAGUGAACUAUCGCAGAUCAGCGUGGGACCCACGGGAUUAGUAUGGGCCGUGCUUUAUAACGGACGUGUUAUUGUCCGUACUGGUGUAACUCGAGAUAAUCUAGUCGGAGAUGCGUGGCUUGAUGUCAAGACCCCUGUAGCCGCAUCUAGCCUGCGCAUCGUUCAUGUUUCCGUGGGAACCGAUGCAGUUUGGUGUGUGACCAACGAUCAUCAUGCCUGGUUUAGAAGAGGCGUUAAGGGCGAAGCAGCGGGCAUCAGCGAAGACUCGGCUAUUGGAAAAGGCUGGGUGGAAAUGGUAGGCAACAUUUCUAUGGUCUCUGUGGCGGCUAACGACCAGGUCUUUGCCGUUGGAGCUGCUGAUCGCUGUUUGUACCACCGCUCUGGAGUGACUUCUGCCGAUCCUACGGGCAAAAAGUGGCGUUUGAUUCAGUGUCCAAUGCAAAUCAGUCGCACUUCCAGCUCUCUAUCUAUUGUGUCCCGCAAAAGUGGAGGAAGUAGUUCAACCCCAGGCUCAAAACAUCAAAGUUUCUCCAAUUUGUAUUCAAAGGAGAAGGAAAAAGGCGUCGUGGAGACGUGUGCCGUUAUAGAAACCGUUCUUAACAGCUCUACUGGCUCUUGCUCUAGCAAUGGAGGUCCACCUGGUCUUCUCAAGAAUGAACGUUGGAAACUCAGUGCCGAUUCACCUCCGACUAUAGGAAGUCUGAACCUAAACGAUCGCCAUAAGCAGCGAACUGCGGCCCUACGCGAAACUUCGCAUGCCUCCAGUGCCCCCGCGGCAGAUGUACUGGAAAUUUCCGGAAAGUUUGAAACACAGUUAAGGAAUCCUAGGGCUUGGUCGCCUGUGCGAAGCGUUGGAUCCGUUGUAGGUACCGAAGCCCAUCCGGAAAGCGAUUCAACUGUUUUCGAAUCGGACUCUACACACCACGGAUCGGAUGUGUUUUUAGGUGAGGAUGAUGACCACACCGGCUCUCAGUUCUGGACAGAGUGUGGCAUACUAUGGAGCUGUGUCGCUCCGGGUGCAGUGACCGUAGAUGCUGGUAACAUGCCCAAUUGGUUCAACGAACAGUCGACCGGCGACAGUAAAGUGGAUGUGAAUGCGAAUUGGCGCAAGGAUAUUCUAAGCAAGCUACAGAGACGGCAGGAAAGGCUCGCCAAGCUGCAGACUAUGGCCAAGUUUGAGAAGGCAGUGGAGCUUUCAUCGUGGGUAAAAUCGGCGGAUGCUCGGUACCAGCGACCUGGAGGCGAAUUUGAGGAUUGCAUCAUCGAACUGGAGUGGGUGAGCAGCGGUACAGGAACGAGUAGUAGCGAGUCCUCUCGAUCCGGAGACUCUGGCACUUUUACAGUGCUAAGUCCGGAUGGAGCUGCUACUAAAAUUCAGUUCCCACUAUCAGAUAUCACUUGUGUGCAAUGCUGCAGUGAAGCAGGAGCACCCCGGAUCGCCAUCCAUGCACCUCAUUUGCCAGUGAACUGCUCUCCGGUAAAGCUACAAUUCUCCAGCGAUUCGGAGAUGGAAGAUUGGCUGUCCCACCUGUCGUCAGUGUGCAGUCAAAUCAACACACUGGUGGGUAAACCAGCUAGCAAUGCUAUCUGGCUGACUAGCGAUCUGGGCGAUGUGUUUGUCUUCGACGCCGCUAAUAUGAAAGCACAGCAGGAAACCGAAUCGGGCGAGGGAUACGUAGAGAAGAUGGAUGUUUCCACAUGCGAAACUCCUUACUACAAUACUCUUUACAAUGGAAUGCCAUGUGGCACUGAACUAGAGAUAUCCGGCUGUGUUUACGAUGACGCUGAUCAGAUUCGAUUUGACUUGCAAUCGCAUUCCACAGUCAAAGUGCAGCCGCAUCGUGUGGAAAAGCAUCGAGUCAUUGCUUUACAUCUAAAUCCUCGUUUCAACGAACGCACAACAGUGCUGAACUCGAUGAAGGAGUCCGAAUGGCUAGACGAGAUUCGCAACGAUAAAAUGGCAUUCGCUCCGGGGGCUUCUUUUACUUUAAAAUUAAAGGCUCUCAAAGAUCACUAUUUAAUGAUCGUGAAUAACGCUGUUUACACAGACUACAAAUACCGCAUAGAUCCGGAGAGUGUGACUCGGCUUUAUGUCAGUGGUCGCAUUAAGCUCUUCAAUGUGUUAUAUAGAUGCCCCUCACUAAUUGUUUCCAUGGAGCGAAUGCAUUGGCGUCAAAUGGGAGGUCAUGUUAAGAGGAUAUUCAACAGUGGCGUGGAUGUGGUGUGGGGCAUUUCAUGUGACAACACCGGGUGGGUAUACAACGGUGGCUGGGGCGGUAUGUUCCUAAAGGGCUUAGAAGGCUCCGGCAAGAUCAACCCAAUGAUUGAUACGCACACGUAUUACGUGUACGAAAACCAACGAUGGAAUCCAAUCAGUGGAUUCACCGCUAAAAGUUUACCCACGGAUAGGCACAUGUGGAGUGAUGCCACUGGGCGGCAGAAGCGCAGCAAGGAGCACACAAAGCUGCUGUCCACGCACUGUGAAUGGAUCUCAGAUUGGGCCAUAGACUAUAAUAUUCCUGGUGGCGCGGACAAGGAGGGCUGGCAAUAUGCCAUUGACUUUCCUGCCAAUUACCAUGCUCACAAGAAGCUCACGGACUGUGUUCGGAGGCGCAGAUGGAUGAAGCGAUGUCGCCUUAGCAGCAGUGGACCCUGGCAGGAACUAAGCCAGUCAAAGAUUCUCGAUGCCGCACUUCAGGUAUUGGAUGACGAUGUGACGGAUAGUAGUUCUGUUGAGGGUAACACAGCAGUUGCGGCAUGGGCCGUUGCUUCGAAUGGCGAUGUCCUAAUCCGGCACGGUGUAUGCAGCCUGAAUCCUCGUGGCGAUGCAUGGGAACACAUCACCAGCGACCAGCCGCUCGUCGGUAUCAGUGUAGGUCCUACCGGUCAGGUGUGGACUGUAGCUCGGAACGGCAUGGUGUUCUUCCGUUAUGGAAUCAACAGGCAAAAUCCCUGUGGUGAUGCCUGGCAACAGGUGGAGGCUCCAACGGGCGUUACUUUUAAGGCGAUAAGCGUGGGUCGCGCAGGAAUAUGGGCGCUGGAUAACCAGCAUCGUUUGGCUGUGCGAAAGGAGAUCUCACGGACAUUUCCCGAAGGCUCACACUGGCAGUUUCUGCCCAAUGCCGCCAAUGUUCCACCGCACACAGAGCUACAUUGUGGCUUCCGGUCAGUGUCCGUGGGAUCCGAGGUUUGGGCGAUUUCCCUUAAUGGCAUCAUCUGCAGGCGCUGUGGGAUUACAAAGGAAAAUCCUGCUGGCGUUGGAUGGAACCUUGGCAUUGCGGGUCAAUGGCAAAAUGUCUCAGUCGAAGGAUAUAUGUAACGGUUUUGAUAUCCAAGUUUGGUCAUUCCUAUAUACUUACGGACUUUCCGGUUUGUUGUAUUUAUUCAUAUUUAUAAGCUUAAAAGCCAAUGCUAUUUCCAAAGUAUUCAAAGUCAAAUUUUUUAUAACCUAUUUAAAUGUAUUAUGUACUUUUACUUUAGCGUAUAUUUAUUUAUACAAACAAUUAUGCUUAAGAUAAUUUAUUUGACCAUAUUUAUGUGUAUAAUGUUUUGUUUAGGUUAACAAAACAAGCAGUCGUGAUCUUUUUUCUUUUUUGAAAGCUUAGUAUACGUAUUAAACCUGAAAAAUAAAGUAUUUAUGUGAAAAAAA